Molecule: messenger RNA, 4659 nt
Organism: Chionomys nivalis (European snow vole)
Lineage: Eukaryota; Metazoa; Chordata; Mammalia; Rodentia; Cricetidae
Gene: Phactr4
Product: phosphatase and actin regulator 4
Exons: 13
Coding region: 163-2289 (708 amino acids)
Biological process (GO): neural crest cell migration; actin cytoskeleton organization
Molecular function (GO): actin binding
Source: RefSeq, a predicted model, not a curated record
GCCCGGGGUCCAGGAAAGCAGAAACGCCAGCUCUCGUGCUGUUUCCUGGCAGUCGGCAGUGACACAGGAUUGCUGGUCCCUGUGUUGAUUUGUCUUUUAGAGAAGUUUGCUUUUGUUCAGCAUAGUUUGCUGUCGUGGGAUACAUCUAAGACAAUUAUAAUCAUGGGGCAAGCUGAUGUCUCCAGACCGGUAAAUCCAGAUGCAGUCGAAGAAGCAGAGCAGCCCUCUGGAGAUCCAGACAUGGUCAUGGGCAGUGUGGAAUCAGGAGACACAACACCUCCCACCAAAAGAAAAAGCAAGUUCUCAGGUUUUGGCAAGAUCUUCAAGCCAUGGAAAUGGAGGAAAAAAAAAAGUAGUGAUAAAUUUAAAGAGACGUCAGAAGUUUUAGAGCGAAAAAUAUCUAUGCGAAAACCAAGAGAAGAGCUGGUUAAAAGAGGGGUUCUGUUGGAAGACCCUGAGCAGGGUUAUGAGGAUGCAGGAAAACUGAGCCAUGCCACAUUAAAGAAUGGCCACACCACCCCCAUAGGAAGUGCCAGGUCGUCUAGUCCAGUCCUAGUGGAAGAAGAGCCAGUGAGAGUAUCAAGUCUUCGAAAUCUUAUUCCAGAGGAGGAUCCAAAGAAGAGACUAGGCUCAACCGGAAGCCAGCCCAACUCUGAAGCCGAGUCUGCUCCUGAGCAUGCACCUAAGCAGCCUUUGGUCCCUCCAAGCAGAUCCUCAUCCUCUUCUUCCGAAGCAAGUGAAGGGCAAGCAAAGGACAUCAUGUCUGGCAGCACAGUGAGGUCCCUGUCCUCCAUUUCUGGCUCUACCACCACCACGCCUGCUGUCACCACUGCUGCCACAGACGUGACAAAGACUGCUAAUUCCUUUGUCACCCCUACCCCAGCCCCCAGGACUCUGCCUGCUGCUCCUGCCAGCACUAACACUACUGUCACUCAUACAGCUCCUGCCAAGCAACCCCCAAUCCCACCCCCUAAACCAGCUCACAGAAACAGCAACCCUGUCAUUGCUGAACUGUCCCAAGCAAUGAACAGUGGUACACUGUUGCCGAAACCGUCCCCACCCUUACCACCCAAGAGAGGCAUUCCGUCAGCCUUGGGACCCACCUCAGAGCCUGCUGCUUCACCCACAACAAAAACAGCAAGUGAUCAAAGAGAAAAAACUGUCUCUGUGUGGGAACCACCGCUGAUGAUCCCGCCGUCCUCCCCAUCGCCCCCGCUGCCUACCCACAUACCUCCAGAGCCACCACGGUCCCCAUCGUUCCCUGCUAAGACUUUUCAAAUUGUGUCAGAAGUUGAGUUUUCCCCUCCUUUAGAUCUAUCCCAGGACCUUUCCCAGCAGGAAUAUCAGAAAAAGGAAGUCCCCAAGAAGAUACAGGACCAGAGUUUUGGGGAGCCCCAUGUACCCUCCAGGCUGCCCCCACUCCCACUGCAUAUCCGAAUUCAGCAGGCCCUUACUAGCCCCCUUCCCGUGACUCCUCCCUUGGAAGGCGCUCACAGAGCUCAUUCCCUGCUGUUUGAGAGCAGUGACAGCUUCUCUGAGGACAGUGGUACCCUGGGGCGGACCAGGUCACUUCCCAUCACGAUUGAGAUGCUUAAAGUUCCAGAUGAUGAUGAAGAAGAGCAGGCCUGCCCGUUGGCACUUGCUGAAGAUAUGACACCUACCUCGGGCACUCCUAGACUACCACCGUGUCUGCAAGAGGAAGGGAAGGAGAGUGACUCCGAUUCAGAGGGCCCCGUUCAGUAUCGAGAUGAAGAAGAUGAAGAUGAUGAAGAUGAAAGCCAUCAGAGUGCUCUGGCCAACAGAGUGAAGAGGAAAGACACGCUGGCAAUGAAGCUGAGCAGCAGACCCAGUGAGCCAGAGUUGAACAUGAAUUCCUGGCCUCGUAAAAGCAAGGAGGAGUGGAAUGAAAUACGGCACCAGAUUGGGAACACGCUGAUCCGGCGACUGAGUCAAAGACCGACCGCAGAGGAGCUGGAGCAACGGAACAUACUACAGCCUAAAAAUGAAGCUGACCGGCAAGCAGAGAAGCGGGAGAUUAAGCGUCGGCUCACUAGAAAGCUCAGUCAAAGGCCGACUGUGGCUGAACUACUUGCCAGGAAGAUCCUGCGGUUUAAUGAGUAUGUGGAGGUUACAGAUGCUCAGGAUUAUGACCGGCGAGCAGAUAAGCCAUGGACCAAACUGACUCCUGCUGACAAGGCUGCCAUAAGAAAAGAAUUAAAUGAAUUUAAAAGCUCAGAGAUGGAGGUUCAUGAAGACAGCAAACAUUUUACACGCUACCAUCGCCCGUGAUGCUGAUCGUGAAGAAGGGACUAAAGGACCAUGGGAAAGCAGAGCUGCUGUGUUGCUUGUCUCCAGGGCAACCAUAGCACUUCCCACACCACAGCCAGAGCUGCUCUGGGAUCUGGUUCAGAGCUGAACAGCACUUCUGUGAAUGUAGCCUUCCACUGUAACGGAUUCUCCUGGGCUGCCAUUGGAGAGAAAUGAGACACCCAAUGUUUUUGAACCUCCUCACAACACUGCAGCAGACUUGAGGGCUUUCCUCUCGCCAGCCACCUGAGCUCGGGCCCUUGAAGGCUCUGAGUUUUACUGGCGGCAGCACACCCUGUCCCAAGAGGCAAUUUGUGCCAUUAGCCUUAACCGCCUCCCUGUUUGUGCGACCGACCAUGUAGGCGUCCAUCCUCUUGCCAGAACAACCCUGGAGGCUCUACCGUGCUCUCUAGCAAAUGGGCCCCCACUCCUGAAUGCUUAGACCUCCCUGGCAUGGCAGUCAAAAGAUUGCACUGUCCCUCCUGGAUGACCAGUGAGGCCCCCAGGAAGCUUGGUGUCUGAGCUGUCCCUCCUUUGACACCUGUCAUCCCAGCUCCUUUGUUUAGAGGCAAGAUCUGAAACUGGCUCAGACUAGCCUGUACCUCGCUAUAUAGGCCAGGCUGGCCUCAAACAUUGUCUCAGCCUCCCAGGUGCUGGGAUUACAAGCAUGAACCAUCAUGCUUGGCUCUCAUCCUGGUCCUUAUUUUAAAGUUAUCCUAAAGAAAUGAUGGAAAUCUAUUUGUUAAAACAGUCUGAACUGUAAUCAAGCUGUUCAAUGAGAGUGUCAAGUAUAGUUUCUAUACAAACCAAGAAAAAGGCCUUAAUAUUAAUGCCAGUUUGGCAGAGCCUGACUCAUGGGUUAGACUCCUUAGACUAAGCAUACAUUCCUUGUACCAAAUGAUAUUGUUAGUCACUUCAGCCAGUGGGUGGGGCACUGUGUGCUGCUGGCCCUCCGUACUGCACAGUGCCUCUUUACUCCAGUAGCCGCUGCUUCUCUCCGGCAGCCUUCACCUCACUUGCCUUUCCAUGCUGUAGCCAGUGUGGUUGGUGCCUCAGUUUUUAGAUCAGGCCCUCCCCAUUUGUAUUUGUGAUGUAAAUGUGAUUUCCCAAAGCGAAUCUGGUCUGUGCCUCAGAGUUUUCUCUUGAAGCCCAUACAGCCUCACCUCUCCCUCCCAAUCGCUCUUCACGUUCUAGGUGGAAAAGAAAUACAUCCUAGUUUUUCUUCUUCUUUUAGUCUGCAACUCAGUCUGUAGCUCAGCCAGCCUUUGACUUGAGGUCUCCCUCCCGGCUUCCCGCCCGGGAUCGUAGGAUCAUGCGUCCACAGGCAUAGCCGGUUCCUCCUCACCCACCAUUUAGUAAACUGUGAGUUUUGAGUGCUUCCUCUGCACCCCUCUUUUCUCUCUGUGUUCCCUCAGCAGUGUUCUCCUUGUUAACACCGCACUUGCGGAAGAUUUAGAAUAUAGGGCAAACAAAAGCUAAAGUGACCUUAAAAUAGGACUUCCUUCUCUUCGGAGUCCUGUCACUAUCAGGUGGUUUCUGGUUAUGGAAACAGGGCUGCCUCCCCACUUCCCCACCUCUUCACCACCCCCUCCCCACCCCCUCACCCUCCACCUCCUCACCACCUCCCCAGCUCCCCUCCUCCCCACCUGCUCAAAGCUUGUUAACACUUGGGUUAAGGAGGGAGACCAAUGACAGUUGGAAGAAGUCUAGACACAAGGUUGCCAUAAUUGCUGACCUGAUCAUUCAGCAUCCUCUUUUGUGAUUGUAUUUUGUUCAGUGUGCUCAAGAUGGAAUCCAAGUUCUCACAAGCUAGGCCAGUUCUCUGUGCCACUGAGCUGUCCUCAGCCCUGUGUCCCAACCACACUUGCUUUCCUGUUGGUUUUAGAGACUGCAUAUGCCUUCACUGUCUGUGGCUGAGGUGACAUUUUCUCUUCUGUUUUAUUAGCUGUGGUCUCAUGUAGCCCAGGCUGGCCUCAAACUCACUAUAUAGCCAAGGAAGACCUCAACCUUCUGAUGGUCCUGCCUCCACCUCGCAAGCACAGGGAUUGCACCAUGCCUGUCAGCAAAACAGCCUUUCGGUUGUCUUCCACCGCUGCUGUCCCUCACCGUGCCAAGCCUGAGCUACCCGUCUGCUCCUGGGCCACCAGCGCUCAGAUUCACUCUUCAUCUCGUUUGUUAGGGCAGCAUCUAGUCAGUGGUUCUGUUUUAAUGUAUAUAAGAGCUGACUUUGUGUUUUCUCUCUGUAAUUUGAAGUCACAGUCGUAAUGUAAAGCCUAGCAUAUUGUAACGUCAGAAUGUCCCCUAAUGUACAGAAUCAUGUAAAAUAAAUAAUUACAUUGUAUAUCAGUCUUC